AUGACGAACAGUCCCGGUAGGACAAAGUCGACGGCCGCGGCAGCAUCGUCGGAGACGUGGCGGCGCAACUCUACAAACAGCUUCGCUGCGCUCAACGCAUUCAUAUUUCUUGUCGUCAUGAGUGUGCAUUGGACAACGAUGAGCCGUGAGCAUGUAGAGCUGCCGAUGGAUCGCGUUGUGGCAGAGCUGCAGGCGAGCUGCUCCGAUCCGGCAGACACCCCUUCCUUGACCCCUUCCAUGCUCCCUCCCGCGUUUUACGGGCUGGCGGUUUGGGUGGACUCUCCGGCGUUGCUGCCAGGCGUGCACGCAGCGCUUGCACUGAUGAAGGAGCGGUUGGCAGGCAGUCUGGGCAGCGCCGCUGCAGCUGUCCCACUCCCGACGCACACACUCUACUCCUCUGUGCGUCUGCAGUCGCGGAUGCGGGACGACGUGGUCACCGCACUCGUUCAGGAAGCGCAGAGUGGACGCUUACCCGGCGCGGAGCGGGUGGCGCGCGAGCUAGAGCACUUGGCAAGCCAACAGCAACUCGGCUUGCCGAUGCUGAAGCAUGCUUUUUUGCCUGAGGUUGGCCAGGAGGUGGAACUGUUUGGCCUGUCGCUCUUUAGCGUGCCGGUGCCUGUGCUGCCAGGGGAUGCAGCUAGUAAGGUGCAGUGCUUCAUCAGUGGCGUGAGGCAAGCGUACUGCGUGCUUCCCGUGGAGGUACCGGAUGCCUCCGACGUGGACCGCGGAGGUGCUGGUGCUGCAGCGUUCAGCAAGACGCAUGUUUUGGCAGCCUCUCUCACACCUUCCUCGUACCGGCUGCGGGCCGCUUCACUGGAGGCCGAGGUCCGAGCAGCGCUCCUCUCUGUCACAACACAGCAGAUCGACUUGGCCUCUUUCAACCCAGCCGACGUGGCGGCGUGGAAGCGGGCUCGGGAGCAUCAGGGGUGUCUGUACACGAUCGCCUCCGUGACGAGCACGUUGCGGUCCAUUGCGGCAAACCCAAACAUGGCUGUUCCACGAAGCACGGAGCGCAUGUUCGCAGACUUGGAGCGCCUCGUGCAGUCCCGCUCCUUCCUGCGAGCUGCGCGGGCCGCCGACGACCUGCAGUUCCACCCAUCGCUCACUCCACAGCUGUACAUUCCGUGGGACCAUGCUGUUGUCUUUCAGUUGAUCGUGCUACUACCGAUAGUGUCUUGCGCGUUGCUGACCGCGCGCUUCGUCGUGGAGGAGCGCCGGCAAAAUCGUGCUCGCGCAAAGGCUGCUGCUGAAGCCAAAGAGGCGAAGAAAAUCCAGGGAGAAGUCCGGGACUCAUUCACAGCGUUGCAGAAAAAAAUGUGUUGA
Messenger RNA from Leishmania braziliensis MHOM/BR/75/M2904, 1323 nucleotides. RefSeq names its product putative GPI transamidase component Tta1 (gene TTA1). The record is from RefSeq and is a predicted model, not a curated record. The transcript has a single exon. The coding region runs from base 1 to 1323 and encodes 440 amino acids. Lineage: Eukaryota; Euglenozoa; Kinetoplastea; Trypanosomatida; Trypanosomatidae.